AGGCGAUGCCCCUGGUUGAAAAGCGCAGCCUGCAGAGGGACGCCGCUGGGACGGCACCCGAGCAGCGGCGCUACCAAGUGAAAAUUGUCGGCGGCAGACGUGUGGUGGUGUGGCAGAACGGAGACAACGGACUGCAGCAGGCGUACCGGCCGCCGCCGAGCCGAUCAGCCGACCCGCUCCGGAGCCAGGUGCGGGUGGAGCAGAACCCGACCAUCAGAGUGACGCCUAGCGGCGGCGGCGCGAACUCGCAGUACCGUCCCCCGCCGCCGGCGGAGAGUCCGCAGCGGGUGCCGGCGGAGCGGCUGGUGACCGGAGCUGGGGGCGCCACCGCCGGCCGGCCGCAGGUCACACCGGGCAGCCCGCCGCAGGCACAGGGCGCCGGGCAGAGUAUCGUGGGCGCCCGCCAGCCGGAGGUCACCUACUCCCGAUCAGCGCCGCGCCGCACCUCGGAUGUAACGAACGGGGCUAUGAAUGCCAGCUUCUCGGUGCUGCCUCCUAUCACCCCAACAAGCUCCAGUAAACAGCUCAAGAAGCUGGGCGAGCUCCAGGAAAUCACUCUCAAAAACGAGCUGUACCGUAGCUCCGAGCUGCUUCACGAGAGGCGGGUGCAGCGAAUUCUGAACGAGCUGCGGACUCUGGACCGAGACCGGGACGGUGUGCUGACACCGAGUCACGUCCGGCACACCCUGCACAAACAGCAGUUGACGCUGACUCCGGAGGCGGAGGACAGUCUGGUGACAAAGUUCUCCGAGUCGUCGGAGGCCGUCCGCUACGAGAAGUUGAUCCAGUAUCUGAGCUCAGUGCGGCUGGAGGCGAGCAGGACGGUGCCGCCUCAGAGACAGUCGCCGCCGAAAGCUCAGGCGCCGGCUCCGCGGCUCGGCCGUGCGUUCACCGAGCGGGACGAUGCCCGGCUCAAGGAGGACCUGGCCGCCUACCUGAAACCUCGACCCCUGGACCUGGACCAGCUCAGCAGGACCUUCUACGACCUGGACCGCGACAGGAACGGCUUCCUGUCCACACAACAGGUAGAGACGGGUCUGCACCGCUGCGGGCUGGAGGACAUGCCACAGGAGCUGCUGGCCAGGCUGUGCACGGCCACAGACAAACAGGGUAACGGCCUGUGUGACAUCGACAAGCUAACGGCGUACCUGGGCAGGGCCUCACCGGGCGCCAGCCGGGCCAGCGGUACUAUUCAGGGCAUCGGGAACAACCACCGUCCGAGACGGCCAAAGGAACCGCCUCCGGUGAUCGCCAACUCCAGUUACCGGCCACCCCAGCCCGCCUACCAGCCGCGGCUGGCCGACCAGGAGCCGGAAGGCGUUCCGGAGGACUCAGCUCGGCCGGAGAGUGCCGGGGCGAUACCGUACGACACUGCCUACCCGCCGUCACCGCCGACCCCCGAGUUUGACCGCGACCAGUGGAUGGCAGAUUAUCAGCACUUGGUCACCACACUGAGCCUCAGCGGCGCAGAGGACGGAGGGUACCUGGCUCCUGACGAGGUGGGACGGAUCACGGAGAGCUACAACACCAUCUACAACCUCGGCAUCCCCAUCGACCUGGUGAACCGCGCCCUGGGGCAGUCCGCCGAGCCCAUCUACGGCAUGGUCCAGCUCGCCACCUACACAGACGUGCUGAUGAACCUGUUCCUCAACUCGGUGUAGCGCUGCAUAGGCUUGUGUUACCCACACUGGAUUGGCUUAACUGCGAUAAAGGGUUGCUGAGAGAUGCAUUGAGAUGUUGACAGUCGAUACAGCAUUGACAGGGUAUGAUUUGUGCCUUGCGAUUUGCAGAACACAGUGGAUGAAUAGGUACCUAACAUAAUUGUCAGCCAAUUUACAUAUGCGUACGAGUUUCGAUAUUUAGCAUUUGGUCGCAAGUUUGUUAUCAACUGGGUGCGUUUUGACUGACCAAAAAACAGAAGACAAUUUGUUUGUGGUCUGAAUCGCGCUUUCUCUGCAUGCAUAUCCAUAAUCUCAACAUAUUCGCGUCAAGCGUAUAAUUUUGUGCUGGUUAUUCGGCAAAAAUAUAACACGGUAAAAAUGAUUAAUGAACAUGGAUGCGUUUGAAGCUGUCACUGGGUUCUGAUUGGCCGAAUGACGUAUUAGCACUGCAGAACCUGGCCCAGACCCGUUGGCACUGGCUCCGGCGGACCACGACGUUUAAUAAAAAAAAGGUCCCGCU
This is a messenger RNA of Amphibalanus amphitrite, 2181 nucleotides long. RefSeq lists its product as uncharacterized. The transcript is spliced from 10 exons. Gene Ontology annotation, molecular function: calcium ion binding. NCBI's taxonomy places the organism in Eukaryota, Metazoa, Arthropoda, Thecostraca, Balanomorpha, Balanidae. The record is from RefSeq and is a predicted model, not a curated record. The coding region runs from base 6 to 1661 and encodes 551 amino acids.